Tripterygium wilfordii is the source of this 892-nucleotide messenger RNA. RefSeq lists its product as uncharacterized. The record is from RefSeq and is a predicted model, not a curated record. Lineage: Eukaryota; Viridiplantae; Streptophyta; Magnoliopsida; Celastrales; Celastraceae. Bases 48 to 611 code for a protein of 187 amino acids. The transcript is spliced from 4 exons.
AGAGAGAGAGAGAGAGAGAGAGAGAGAGAGAGAAGGAGCAGUAAUUGAUGGGGUUGCACCAGGCGACAGCGGUGAAGGCGGGGCUUGGACUGCUAGCCUUAUGCGUGUUUGGCUAUAUAUUGGGGCCUCCUCUCUACUGGCACUUCAAGGAAGGCUUGGCCGCUGUCAGUCGAUCCUCUUCCUCUUGCCCUGUUUGUGUAUGUGAUUGCUCUUCUCAGCCUCUUCUCACCAUUCCUGACGAGCUGAGCAAUGCCUCCUUUGCAGAUUGUUCGAAGCAUGACCCAAAUGUGAAUGAAGACAAUGAGAAGAAUUUUGCUGAGCUGUUGACUGAGGAGCUGAAGCUACGUGAAGUUGAAGCUCUGGAAAGUCAGCAACGUGCUGAUGUGGCUCUGUUAGAGGCUAAAAAGAUGGCAUCCCAAUAUCAAAAGGAAGCAGACAAGUGCAGUUCAGGUAUGGAAACUUGUGAAGAAGCAAGGGAGAAAGCUGAAGCAGCAUUAGUAGCUCAGAAAAAACUGACAGCACUAUGGGAACAAAGGGCUCGUCAGAAAGGAUGGAGAGAAGGUGCCGCCAAAUCCCAUGUUCAAUCUCAGGGAAAGGUCCAGGCUGCAUAGAAAACCUCCUCGGGCCAGGUUUGCAUUAUACGCGUAUAUCCGAGUAAAGAAAUCCUUAGUAGUCUUAUUUGUGUAUGUUAAGUUUCAUGGUGAGUGCAAUAUUCAUUUCCAGGGAGCCAUUGAAACUUUAAAGCAACCAAGCUGCGCAAAAAGGAUCCCCUUUUUUUGUUCUUCUCCCAAUUUGUUUUCUACCUUGUUUUGACGAAAAAUGCUUGACAUGAUUCCUUGCUUGCAAGAGAAUGCCUUAAUUUAAGUGAGUGCAAGGCAACUAUUAAAUGAUA